UGCAGUCAAUAGUAUUUUUGUUGUAUUUUGUGCUUAGAUUUCUUGUAUCUGGAUGAUGAAAGCAAAAAACGCAGCUGUGAACAAUAGCUCGCGAGUGGCUGACUUGAGCGUGCACUAAAACCCUGUGACUAUGACUACUUCGGAACUGGACAGCCGAAACAUUGCAAUUUCCAUGAGAAAGUCUGUGGAAAACCUGGUGAUAUCGUCUCAAGACGCCAUCGGGCAGAGCAUCAGCCAGGCUCUGACCUUCUCCGGGGUCAUCACACAGCACACCAACCAGAUACUACAGGAAACCAAAAACCUCUCACGCUCGCCAUCGCCAUCUUUACGCAACCCUGACGCUGAUCAACUAGAAAAUGACAAGGAUGGAGCCCCCGAUUCGGUGUCUCUCGGCAGCGCCAGCGAGCUGUCCCUACCGGCGGCCAUCGCGCUGCGGAGUGAACAGAGGUACUCGACGGUAUCACUGCCAGAGAUCAUUGAGUUCCGAGGAUACGAAGUGCGCACAUCCGAAGGCCGCACCAAGAAGAAAAGCUGGUAUAGUUCCUUCUACCCGACUUACAAGAGCAAGUGCGAAGAUUUCAAGAGGCUUUUCAAAGAUCUGCCUGACGAAGAGCGACUUAUUGUUGACUAUUCCUGCGCCCUACAAAAAGAUAUCCUGGUCCAUGGACGUCUAUAUGCGUCGCAGAACUACCUCUGUUUCCACGCCAGCAUCUUCGGAUGGGAGACCAGCUUAUCACUACGGUGGAAAGAUGUCACUGCGAUCACUAAAGAACGAACAGCGCUGGUGAUACCAAACGCGAUCCUCAUUUGUACGGAAACGGAGAAAAAUUUCCUCACAUCAUUCUCCGGGCGGGACAAAUCCUACCUGAUGCUGUUCAGGAUCUGGCAGAACGCCCUCAUGGGACAGCCUGUCAGCAGCCAGGAGAUAUGGCAUUGGGUCCACAAGUGCUACGGCGAAGAGCUAGGCUUCAAUUCGGACGACGAGGGGUAUUCCAGAGACUUGCCUGACCCGGCCGUGUUGCCUGAGAUCGUUGACCCGCCAGACACAGCUUCUGAGGAGUUGGCGGAGACUUCGUCGAUGGACGCGGGCGGCGACCGCGACGAGUCGCGGGAGAGAAACCAGCGCGUGCGAGACUCUUCACCCACAGGCACAGUUCGGUUCGCAGUGGGCAACGGCAGCGGCCUCGGCGCGGACGGCGACGCGCUCCCGACAGACAUGUCGGACUCCAGCGACUCGGAGCCCGACAAACCACACAAUGGCGGCGGCGCAGAGAAAUGCACUAACGCUCACUCGGGCAAAGUGUUGCUGCGUCAAGAGUUCCCGUUCCCCAUCGACCAAAUGUUCACAAUGAUCUUCACCAACUCCAAAUUUAACUUGGAACUGUUAGCUGCUAGGGGCACCACUGAUUAUGUUCAGGCGCCCUGGCAGCCGGCGGCGGGGCUGAAGUGCCGGCAAGUCAGCUACACGCUGGGGCUCACGUCGGGGCCCAUCGGGCCUAAAGAAGUACACGUCACGGAGACACAAGUUAUGAACAAAUGCUCGUGUCCGGGACACCUCUAUUCAAUCGACUGCACGACGGAGAACGCGGGCAUUCCUUACGCGGACUACUUUACAGUCGAAGUUCACUAUUGCUUGCAGCGAGUAGCAGAGAAUUCCACAAGCUUGCAGCUUUUCGCGUACGUGAGGUAUAAGAAGACUAUGUGGCCUAUGGUUAAAGCAUUCCUAGAAAAGAACACAAUGUCCGGUCUGGAUGACUUCGUGCGGCUGUUGGAGUCCAGGCUGCUCGCCGAGGCGGAGGGCGCGGCGCCCGCCAAGCGGAAAGGACGACGGACGAGGAGACAGACAGCAUCAUCACAAGAAGCAGCAGUGGCCGUCGUGAAGCCGACGACCGCAAUCCUAGCCCCCCGAGCCAGUGUGUCCCGCCCCGCGCGACAGAACAGCUCCUGGCUCGUCGGAAUACUAGUGUUGCUACUGUUGCUUAACGCGCUGCUCUACUACAGACUCUACUAUUCCGCGCCGAAGGCUAUAGACGCCGCGGAAUUGCAAGACAGAAUCAACUCCCUGAGCGGCGCGCAGCUGGCGGACUGGUCGGCGCUGCUGGAGGCGCACGCGCGGCGCCAGCGCGGCCAGCUGCUCGCCUGGCGCCGCGCGCUCGACGCCGCGCGCCAUCAUCUAGCUCAGACGGAGCAGGCUCUCAAAAACCUACUAGAGACAAUCAAACCGACGUUAGAAAAAGACGACGAUUCGCCGCGAACCGACCUCUGAGCGAACACCUCUCCCAGCAUUGGCCGCAAUUCGUCCAACAUUGACCAACGCUCAUCCAACAUUGGAUUAGGUCCGUCCAACAUUGACGAGGAUUCGACCAAUGUUGAACCGGAUUCAAUCAAUGUAAGUUCUUCGUCCAAUGUUGCGAAUUCGACCUCUGGCUUGGAUAACGUCAUGGAUUCGUCCAAAGUUAUAUUGGGCUCGAUUUACAUCGGUUGGCUUCGUCCGACGUUUAUUGUCUUCGUACAUUGUCCAGGAUUCGUGCAACAUGGCAAUAACUCGCCUAUUAGUCAGUGUGGGUCUUAUGACCAAUAUGUUGCUCAUAACCAAAUAUGACCAGAGAUGUGUUAACCAACAUAUUGGUUAUUAAGCUGUAUUAGAUUAUUAUGACGUCAAUAUUAGUUAUAAUGGGUAUAUUGUGACACACUUAGGUAUUGAGCCAAUUCAGCUAUUAUUAUAUUGUUCCUACAAAUAAUCAACAUAAAUAUAAGUUGGUCACAAAUACAUUGAAUAUUAUAGCUAUAAUUUUGACAUAGUUAUGUCGGUCUUAUAAUACAGGUUAAUAACGUGUUGGUGCAGUAUGUAGAAGAUAACAAAUUAUGUUGGUCAUAUAAUAUGAAACGUAACGAAUUAUGUUGGUCGUAUAGUUCACUAUAAUGAGUUAUGUUGGUCACAGUAUGUGAAACAUAGCUGUUUAUGUUGGUAAUGUAUCCACAAUUGUGAGUAUUUUUGAUGCUGCAGCUACGCUAAGGGCCCCCUCUCAGUUAGCGUCUCGCGAGCGUAGCGUUGCAACUGUAUGGAAAAAGACGCCGCGUCGGCGCGACGUCGACGCGGCGUCAAGCUUUGCCAUACAGUUGGCCCGACGCUGAGGUGGGGCCCUAAUGCGUGGAGAAAAAUGUGGCAUUCAUAGGAUAAAGGUACCAUUGUCGAUUGUCAAUAAAAUCAUACCAUAAGAUGCAAUUUAUAAAUCGCUUUUAUUCACAAUUGUCGAUGAUCCUUUUGUGUAAAAAUGUCACAUAUAAUGCUCUCGAGUCUCGAUUGCUUUUUACAUUUGUAACUAGGUGUUUAAUCAGACGAAAUUUAUUAUAAAAAAAUAUCUGCCUUUGGCUUUGCCAUACAUACUAAUAUUACCCCUGCUAGUGCUUACACACUGAUAAUGAUAAUGUUAAACCUCAUUGAAUUCUUGGGUAAAAAAAUGUUUCUAUCCAUAUUAUAAAAAUAUUCCGCCAUACGUAAGUUUCUCCCACCAGGCGCCGUAGCCGAAUGGCAUUUCUGCUACGCGAAACGCCACAGAAACGCCGCAGAAAUGUAGUCUGGCUCAGUCGCGCCAAUACGCAAGAGCGAUAGAGAUAGAUAGCUACGAAAGAGAUAUUAUCGUGAGCGUUUGUGCAUUCGGCUACGCACACUGUACGGAAAUAUUGCCAAUGCCAUGUCGGUGAACAAUAAACUUAGCAUAGUCGGAUAUUAGGUAACUCGCAAAAUAAGUUUUUCAACAAUAUGAUUUGCAUUUGAUCGUAUGUUAUAUACAUAUUAUUGACACAUUGCAUAAUUCAUACAAUUGGGUGAAUCAACUUUUUCUUGCUUUUUGCAAGAAUUACCCUUACUUAUUAUUAGGUCUACUUUUGUG
Leguminivora glycinivorella is the source of this 3893-nucleotide messenger RNA. Its product is annotated as protein Aster-B-like. Gene Ontology annotation, molecular function: sterol transfer activity; sterol binding. The record is from RefSeq and is a predicted model, not a curated record. Gene Ontology annotation, biological process: intracellular sterol transport. Lineage: Eukaryota; Metazoa; Arthropoda; Insecta; Lepidoptera; Tortricidae. The transcript is spliced from 19 exons. Gene Ontology annotation, cellular component: endoplasmic reticulum membrane; endoplasmic reticulum-plasma membrane contact site; plasma membrane. The coding region runs from base 131 to 2266 and encodes 711 amino acids.